UCUCUGCGCGCCCCUCUUGGAUGUAGGGGUCUGCCCUCCCGGCUGCACUCCGCCUUGCUUUGGGGCGCCGGAGCUCUUUGUAGGAAGAUCUUGGGGGCGCGUCCCUCAGGGCUUCUGAGAGGCCCUUCCCACCAGCCCUCCCCAUGUCUACUGCGCCGCCAGAAGCCCCCUUUAAGACCCCCGGGAAGGGAGGACAACGGUGCGUGCCCUGGGCCCGGCUGAUAGGGGUCGUGCCGCCUCGGGCCAAGAGGCUUCACGCCCCGCUCCGGGACAGGUGUGUGGGGCGAAGCGGCCUCGACCCUCGGCUGGAAUCCGUGAGGACCAGUCAUCCAGCAUGUUCUGCCCACCCCACGCCGAGGCGCACUGACCAUGAGCCUCAACUCCUCCCUCGGCCACAGGAAGGAGCUGAGUAACCUCACCGAGGAGGAGGGUGGUGAAGGGGGUGUCAUCGUCACGGAGUUCAUCGCUAUCAUUAUCAUCACCAUUUUUGUCUGCCUGGGCAACCUGGUCAUCGUGGUCACCUUGUACAAGAAGUCCUACCUCCUCACCCUCAGCAACAAGUUCGUCUUCAGCCUGACCCUGUCCAACUUCCUGCUCUCCGUGUUGGUGCUGCCUUUCGUGGUGACCAGCUCCGUCCGGCGGGAAUGGAUCUUUGGUGUGGUGUGGUGCAACUUCUCCGCCCUCCUCUACCUGCUGAUCAGCUCGGCCAGCAUGCUCACCCUCGGAGUCAUUGCUGUCGACCGCUACUAUGCUGUCCUGUACCCCAUGCUGUACCCCAUGAAGAUCACGGGGAACCGAGCCGUGAUGGCACUUGUCUACAUCUGGCUUCACUCUCUCAUCGGCUGCCUGCCACCUCUGUUUGGUUGGUCAUCGGUGGAGUUUGACGAGUUCAAGUGGAUGUGUGUGGCUGCGUGGCACCGGGAGCCUGGCUAUACUGCCUUCUGGCAGAUCUGGUGUGCUCUGUUCCCCUUUCUCGUCAUGCUGGUGUGCUAUGGCUUCAUUUUCCGCGUGGCCAGGGUCAAGGCACGCAAGGUGCACUGUGGCACCGUGGUCAUCGUGGAGGAGGACGCCCAGAGGAAUGGGAGGAAGAACUCCAGCACCUCCACCUCCUCUUCGGGCAGUAGGAGGAACGCCUUUCAGGGUGUGGUCUAUUCGGCCAACCAGUGCAAAGCCCUCAUCACUAUCCUGGUGGUCAUCGGUGCCUUCAUGGUCACCUGGGGCCCCUACAUGGUUGUCAUUACCUCGGAGGCCCUCUGGGGGAAGAACUACGUCUCCCCGACCCUGGAGACCUGGGCUACCUGGCUGUCCUUUACCAGCGCCAUUUGCCACCCCCUGAUCUAUGGACUCUGGAACAAGACAGUUCGCAAGGAACUACUGGGCAUGUGCUUUGGGGAUCGGUAUUACCGGGAACCGUUUGUGCAGCGGCAGAGGACUUCCAGACUCUUCAGCAUUUCCAACAGGAUCACAGACCUGGGCCUGUCCCCACACCUCACGGCGCUCAUGGCAGGCGGACAGCCCCUGGGGAACAGCAGCAGCACCGGGGACACCGGCUUCAGCUGCUCUCAGGACUCGGGAACAGACGUGAUGCUGCUCGAGGACUACACGUCUGAUGACAACCCUCCCUCCCACUGUACCUGCCCCCCCAAGAGGAGGAGCUCCGUGACGUUUGAGGAUGAAGUAGACCAGAUCAGAGAAGCUGCCAAGAACCCUAUUCUUCACGUGAAGGCCGAUGUGCACAAGUCCUUGGACAGUUACGCAGCCAGCUUGGCCAAAGCCAUUGAGGCUGAAGCCAAAAUCAACUUAUUUGGGGAGGAGGCUUUGCCCGGGGUCUUGAUGGCAGCACGGACCGUCCCAGGGGUCGGCUUUGGGGGCCGCCGAGGCAGCAGAACCCUCGUGAGUCAGAGGCUCCAGCUGCAGAGCAUCAAAGAAGGGAACAUUUUGGCUGCGGAACAGAGAUGAGGGCCUCAGGGUGGACUGUCCUUCGGAGGGGUGCCCGUUACCGUCUCUGCCGCGGCCUUGGGAGCGUGGGGAAGGAGCAACAUCUGGUACGCAGUCACCAGAAAAAACACUGAAAACCGUGUCUAUAGUCCCUGACUUCAGAGUCUGUGGUGCGACCAGAUGUGGCCUUCUUGUGGGUCCCAGUGAUAGGAUCAGAGGCAUCUAAAUCACACAGAAAAGCAGAUGAAGGUGUGGCCAUGACUUUGGGAGGCGGGGCACGGAAGGGGACUAGAGACUGUGGCUUGGAAGGAAACUGCUGUGUGGGUCAUUUCCUCUUCUUCACAACCUUUGUCCUGGGAAUCAGCCAUGCACUGUCCAGAGGCCUCAGGAGUGAGCCCUUCCCAGCGCACUCUGGAGGAUGGCACUUCUUCCUGACAAAACAAGAGCAUCCCCCCGGCUUCUGUGUGGUAGACGCAGGCCGUGUAGGGCCAUCGGUUCUACCGUCAAUGGCCCCAGAGGAGCACCCAGGAGCAGAGCACCCCAGAUCGAGUUCCCCUGUCUCAAGUUCUGGUUAUGACCUCGCCUUUGUUGGAGUCACAUGCUGGUGCUGGUAGGGGCAGCUCACAGGCCACUGGGUGGAGGUGACAGGCCUGGGGCUACUGUUGCUGAGGAUGAGACCUACCCUGCCCACCUCCCUAUUGACUGAUUCUUUGAUAUUUAAAAGAAGGGAGAAACCACUAUAAAAGACAGGAGGAAGGAGCAGAUACCAGAUAUUUCAUUGCCAGAAUUUUUAAAAAACCCAUUUGGUUAGGACACACCAUGAUUUUACCAAGCCCAAAAAGGGCCGUGAUGUGAAACAGGAUGUAGAGACACUGUUAUCCCUGGAGGGAAUCCCCUUCACAUAGGAAAACCUCAUCGAAUAGAUUCUGUUUUGUGAUCUUUGCUUGACCAGUUAGAAUAGCUGGCCUCCUGUUCCACAGGCGAUACUCCCGCUCCUCUUCUACGCAUGUCGUUUGAGACUUCUGUCACCUGUCUAGGCCAUCUGGAAAAUGGGGUAAGGGAGUGGGGAGUUGGAUUGAAUGGUCUCCGAGAUUAUUUCCAAGUCUGAUCUUCGAUUUCCUCUGAAUUUCUAAGUUGGAGAUAGAAAAAAAAGGACUCAGGGACCAAUGUUUGCUCAGCUUUUGAGUGGUUUCUAAUGGGCGUAUGAAGCAUUGCAGGCCCAGGUCUGUGGGCUGGUCCGGCUUGUCUGUUAGAGCACUUCCUGAUGGAAUGCCAACCACCGAGAUGCGGAGACGGUGGAAGAGGGCACCUCCGCAGAGGUGGACCCAGGGAUGUGAUCUGUGGGUUAGCCCGCUCCCCUCUCCCUUCUGAGUCGGAACCGCAGGUGAAGUGUGGCUUCACCGGAGCAGUGGCUGUGGUGACUUGGAAGCUGUUGAAUUGCCUGUGUCUGCCCUGCAGCCCUGGUGAUGAGAUGAGCGAAGUGCGGGACUUUCCCUGCCUUCAGAAUUCCAGGUGGUCAGCAGAGGGUAGGUUCCAGGGAGAUCCUGCUGUGUCUGUUACAAGGCAGCUACCCCAGAAAGUGAAUUACCUUUGUGGUGUUUGCUUUGAGGUCUAGCUAGUCCUGGUGAGGCAGCGUCUUUUCGCUGUGUGGCAGAAACCAGUGGUUGGCUGGUGCCCUGGUCUGCAGUUUACAAAAGACUUUUCCUGAGGUGUGGGGGCCUGCUACCUUCAUGGUGAUCAACAACUAUUCAGGGUCAGCUGGCUGCCAGGCACUGGUUUAGGUUCUGGGUGGGAGUGGGAAGGAGCAGACGGCUUUUCCAGAGGAGCAGAGGGCGGUUUCACCUAUGGGUUCUGCUGAUGAGAUGUGCGGGUCAGAGAGACUCUGCUGUCACUACUGGGUGUCCUUCCUAAAUCUGAGGGCAUGUUUUCUGUGUGUAUAUAUUUUUUCCUAGCACUUGUCUAGUUUCUAAAGGGACCAUAUUCCUGAUCAACUAGUAUGCACAGAGCUGGAGUAAGGCAGAGAGACCUUGACCUCUGGGCUGGAAUGACCUGAGAAGGCUCCCCAGUGAGGCCUUGCUGCGUGCAGCACACUGGCUUGGACCCCAAGGGUUGGAGAGUGCUGCCCCUGGACCACACCAGGCUGGGCUCCAGGGAAAGUCCUGAGAUCACUAGUCCCCACUGGCUGAUCCCAGACAAGUGGGAUAUACUAAGAUUUAAUCUAAGCUUACCUAGAAAUACUGCACUUCACAAAAGGCUUCACUGUGUUUCCCUUUUUCUACUGAGGUCCAUUCAUUUAUUCAUCUCCGAGACACCACACAUCCACUGUGUGCAGAGCACCAAGCUGGGCUCUGUGAGCAGUAACAUUACAGUGUUGCCCUCUAAUUGAGGGAGAGACCUAGGGGAUGCUGAUGCUAAUAAAUAAUAGCAAAGUCAAGUGAUGAUUAUAGAACUGCAGGCUCCAGAGGGAGGUGAAUAUGCUCAGUUGGGCGAGUUAAGUGUACCUCAGGAAGUUGGUGACAAUUGGAGCCAACCAUGGGAGGAUGUUUGGCAGCUAGAACCAUAUUUUGCAUAUUCAGGAAUUCAAAUUCGCCUUGUUUGAGCCUGAGUGAGAAUGAGAGAGAAAGGAGAGCAAGAAGGAGGUGGGUGGGCAGAGGAAAAGUAGAUAAUCCCAUACAUUCUGAAGUUUCUGAGAGGCCACCAGCCCCAGGCCCACUCACUUUAUACUGCUGUGUGGUGCAGCCUGAGGCCUUCCUCAGGGGACCACAUGGACAGUGGCAGGUAGACAUUUGGCCACUUGUUGGCUUCAAUACCUCAGUCUUGUGCCUCCUGGUUUUGCAGGUUUAGGGCUGUUGCACAUCUCUGCUUCUUUCCUCGAGAUUCCCGCCUGACAGGGUCCCUGUGCUGUGCUCCAGAUAACCAGGCUUGGGGACUACUGCACACACAGCUCCACACCCAGUCUCUUCCUUGGCCAGAGGUGCUAAGAUUGGAGUUCAGGGCCCUGGACACCAGGGGGCAGCAGUGUGACCGUGAUGCCACUGGCAGUUCCUGAGAGAGAAGAGCUGAGGGUAAACCUGAAGGCUUUUUUGCUUCUGGCAGAGACCUCCUGCUCUGAACUCCUUUGUCUCCACUGCAGUCCUCAGCCUUGAAAGGACCACCCAGCGAACUGCUUACACGUGUGACCCCACUCAGGGUCGCAGGUCCUGCCACUGCUCAGCUGUGUGAUCCUACGUAAAUCACCCCGUAGAAGCGAGGUGGAGGAAUGUAAGACAAGGGCCCUGUGGUGCGGAUGUUCUGAUUCUCAUUUAAGGAGCUGCUGUGUAGUCUCUCUGCAGAGAACUGAGCAACCAGAGACUCACUCGGUGUUUGCCAUAGGCCAAGGCAGUCUGGAGGACAGGAGAGGGAGGAAGAAUGCUUUGCUACAAUGAGAUCUUACCAGCCUGUCCAGAUUUACUAUAUGGGUAUCUUUCCACCCUAACAGUAUAUCCCUGAGAUCCUUGCAGAUUAGAGACAUGUCUCUGGAUGGACCUCAGGACAGACAAGUGUCAAGCGUUGAGCCCCGGCUAUCUCCUGUCUGGAAGAAACUGUGGGGGUGAUGUGGCCACAAAAGGGUGAGGCAAGGAACUAGCAUGUAUUGAGUGCUUACUGUGUGCCUGACCUGUUAGGACAUUUGAGUGCCUGUUGUGUGCUAGGCAUUAGUUAGGUGCUUCCAAAUGCUUUCUCCUUUCACAGCAGUGCAGAUGUGAUGGAGUGGGCCUGGUGCAGGCUUUGGUGUGCUAAGUUCUGGGUUCAGAUCACACGCUGCCACUUAUUAUAAGCUAGGCGUUCUUGGGCCAGUUACUCAAUCUUUCUGCAUCACAGUUUUCUCAUCUAUAAAAUGAGAUUUUGUAGUCUAAUUCUAUGUGGGGCCACAGAAUCCAGGGGAGCCUCCCCCAUAGGUGAUGAUGUGGGUUAAAACAUCCAGCACAGCACCUGGGGUGGAGCUGAUGCUAAGCCACUGCUGUUUCUUCUCAGUAACUCUGUGGAAGAGUGUAUCACUCUUGUUUUACAGGGAUCUCCAUGACGAGAAGUAAGAAUCUUGAAAAGAUAACUGUUAUCCUAGAUAGCAGGUAUUGGAGGUUGUUGCCAUGGGAAUUGUCAUGUUUGCUGUACAGCACAAAGGAUCUUUUUUUGGGGAAAGAAGGGAUGAGGUGAGGAAAGGGACAGAGAAGAUGGAGGAAAGGCUAAGGAGCAUCUGGAAUUCAAGAGGUCUGAGGGAGCAAAAAUAAGCUUUUCUACUAAUGGCUGUCAAAGAUGAUGGAACCCCGGGGCCUGGUGUAGAGCCCCAAUUCAGCCUUGACCUCUCUUACAGCCUAGAAGGGACGCUCUCCCUGAGAUGUGCCCUGGGUGCUAAGGACAGCUCUGUCCUGCAGUGACAGUGUCUGCUUGCCUCUGGCUCUUGGAUUCACAUAAUCUCUGAUCCUUUGAGCCCCUGAGGGAAGAGGCAGUGCAGGGACAGGAGUCCAUGCUACUCCCCGAAGUGGACACAGAACCCCAGGAGAAUCCUGUGGGAGAGAGAAGGGAAUCAGUUCUCUCCCUGAAGCAAAGGAAAGUGGCUGUGAGCACAGUUGUAUAUGACUGUAAGAGGGGGCAGAGCCAGACUGGGCUUCUGGGUUGGGGAGAAGGGACACACAGAAUCCAGGGAGGCCUAGGGAAGUGAAGGGAGUUGUCCAAGGUCUCAAAGUGCAUUAAGCCAGAGUCAGGGCCAAACGUCAGGUCUUGGCCAUGUGACUGAGAGAAGGCAGGACCCAGCUUCGGAGCUUGAGGACAAGGGCUAGUUAAAAGUCAUCGUUAUUCGAGACUAGGCCAGCUGGGCUUUAUCAGGUAGGUAGAAAGAACUAUUGUAAACCAAGGAGCUUGGGAGAUUGGAAUAUCCGCUUGCCAGACCUAAAAACUCCUGCAGGCCCAAGGAAAGUUAUUGGAUUCACUGGAAAGAAUUUAAAGCACAAACUCAAAUCUGCAUAAGAUAACCAAGAGCACAAUUUUGCUCAAUGUUAUUUUCAGAGCAUACACAUACACGUGUUCAUUUCUAUCAGACAGCGUUUUUCCUGAGCAGUAUUAAUAGGAAUUAGAAGCCACUUCUGUUUUUCCUUUUGACUCCACCAUUUUGAAAUAUCACAAAUCAUGGGCGAGUCAGCCCUCCCAGAGGAAAAGGCAGUCCUAGAGAGGACCAGAGUCCUGGGCAGGCAGGGCCACACUGCGUGUGCAGUGGAAAGAGCCUGUUUGCUUGGAAGUAGGUCUGUCAAUCAGUGAUGUGGACAUGCUUAAAUGACAGAGUCCUGUGCUGAUAAUGGACCCUUGGAUGCAAAAGUGGUUAAAAAAACCAACCUUCAAAACAAAACAAAAACAAGCUAAUCCUGAAAUAUAUUUCACUUGAAGUUUUUGGAAGAUUGUUUUAAAGAUAAAAAAAAUGUUUAGGAUUAUUAUAAACCAGUAUUUAUAACUAAGUAAAAGUGUAUUUAGAAUAGUUUUGUCUUUCUGAUUAAAUACCUGUUUUUGGUAUGUGUAUAGCUGUAGAAAUUGUGAAUUUGUACUCUGACUUGUGAACUGUGGACUUUCUUGGGGUCUCCCCCUUUACCCCCGUUUUUCACACCCACAUGCCUAUCUCCAGCCUCCCUUCCCAUGGGCUAAAAAGAGGAAGGAGACUGAGCAGGAAGGGGCCAAUUGUUGCCAAACUGCGGGGUGGGGAUGUCCAUACCACAGUCACCUGGGUACAUCCAUCCAUGCAUUUUUCAUAAAUUCCCCCAAGACAGAUUCAUGAAGUAUUGUUAAAUGACUUCUCAGCAUGACCAAGAAAUACAGAUCAAACACUCUUAACCCAAAUUUUUUAAAGGAGGUUUAAUGAACAGCAAUGCUCUAUCUCUAUAUGUCCAUCCCAUAACCAAAGUCAAAGGGUGGGUGGCAGGUUAUCACUGAGACUCAGAACAACUUCAAGGCACAAAACCCACUGCCUUUAUCUGACCCCUCACCUGCCACAACUGAAGUCAUAUUCCUUUUUCUGGGUGGGUAGGUGAGCUCUAGGGUCCCGUCGUUAACUUACUAGGGUCCCUUCCCCGACAGACACUGAUUCAUGGAAGCAGCCAGCACUUGUCCACUUGGCCUCUGUGGAAUGUGUUGUCUCUUUGCGGUCUCCUUGACUGCUUGUCUGGCCUGCCCUGCUCCUUUACAACAUGUAACACCAAAAUUCUGCAAAAUCGCUAAAAGUAGGGGACUUACUUAAUUCCUUUGACAAAUACCUUUUUUUUUUUUUAAGUAACAGUUUUAGAGUAGUUUGUUUCCAGCAAAACUGAGCAGAAAGUUCUGAAGUCCCAUAGAUCCUCUGUCCCCUCCCUAUCAACAUCCUGCAACAGAGUAGACAAAUACCAUUUUGAUUUUCUUCUAUUGUUUUUCCUGCCAAAGAGUUACUCUUUGACCCCACAGAGUCCUCCAGUAGCUUCUGCUCUGUCAGUUUGCCAACAGCUCUCUACAGCAUAUUCUUGCUACUGUGUUAUUACAGUGGAAGAAAUAAUAUAUUACAUGCUUACAGUCAUCUUUUCGGUUAUUCUGUAAAGCCCUUCAACUUACUUCCAUGGUUUCAUGUGGUCUCAACAUAGCCCCUGGGACAUAGGUGAUGCAAAUAUGAUUACCUCCAUUUUAGAGCAGAGGAAACAGAAGCCCAGAGAAGUCAGAUGGCUUGAGCAGGUCACAUAACUAACUGGGAACCAGAAACUAAGACCCUUGCCCUUUUCGGAAAUCAUACAGUUGCCAUAUUUGGCUAAAGCUCUGAUUCCUCUUCCCUUUGACCAUUUAUCACAUUUCCUAAUGUGGAUGUAUAUGUGCCCUGUCCAACUGAAGUUCCUGAGCCAACAGUAGAGUGAUUUUUCCUCUCUUCUUUGAAGAGCCAACCUGUCUUCUCUCAGCAGCAGGUGUCCCUGGGCUCACAGCCAUCUUGUGGGGAAGAGGAUCCCUAGUCUCUACAUGGGAGACGGAUGCUUUGCUUGGCUACACCUGUCAUGGGCCAGCCAGAGAGAGUAGCAGGACAGUUUAAGAGAGGGGUGGGGGUAGGACU
Molecule: messenger RNA, 9022 nt
Organism: Diceros bicornis minor
Lineage: Eukaryota; Metazoa; Chordata; Mammalia; Perissodactyla; Rhinocerotidae
Gene: GPR161
Product: G protein-coupled receptor 161
Exons: 6
Coding region: 370-1959 (529 amino acids)
Biological process (GO): G protein-coupled receptor signaling pathway
Cellular component (GO): membrane; recycling endosome
Molecular function (GO): G protein-coupled receptor activity
Source: RefSeq, a predicted model, not a curated record